AUGGAUCCUCUCGGCGCCGCCCUCGUCUGCCUGUGCUGCGCCGUCACCGCCGCCGCCUCCGCCCGCCGCUCGCCGCCGGCGCCCCCGCGCUACUCGGUCUGCGACGAGGAGCCGCCGGGGACGCUGGUGGGGAACCUGGCCCGUGACCUGGGCCUCACCGCCGAGCAAUUCCGCGCGCGCCGAUUCCGAGCGUUGCGGGGCACCAACGGCUCCGACUACUUCGCCGUGAGCGCCGACGGUGGUGAUGUGUGGGUGCGCCGGCGCCUCGACCGCGAGGCCGCGUGCCGCCGGGCGAUCGCCGCCGGCUCGGGCUGCUCCCUGCUGCUCGGCGCCGUCCUGGAGCGGCCCGCCGAGCUGGUGCGCGUCGUCGUGGACGUGCUGGACGUCAACGACCACGCGCCGCGCUUCCCGGCCGAGAGCGCCCUCCUCGAGGUCGCCGAGAGCGCCGCGGUCGGCACGCGCUUCGCACUGGACGGCGCCCGCGACCCCGACGCCGGCGCCAACGCGCUGCAGGGCUACGCGAUGGAGCCCGACGACGGCGCCUUCGCCCUGGAGACGCGCGACGGCGGCGGCGCUUUGUCGCCCGUGCUGGUGGUGCGCCGCGCCCUGGACCGCGAGCGCCGGGCCGCGCACGAGUACGUGCUCACCGCACUGGACGGGGGCCGCCCGCCGCUGAGCGGCACGGUCCUGCUCACCGUGCGCCUCCUCGACGCCAACGACAACGCGCCUGCCUUCGAGCGGCCCGUGUACCGGGCGCUGGUGCCCGAGGACGCGCCGGCGGGCACGCUGGUCGCGCGGCUCCACGCGUCGGACCCGGACGAGGGCGCCAACGGGGAGGUGGAGUACGCGGCGAUGCUGGGGGCGCGCGAGACGGCGCGCGACCUCUUCGCGGUGGACUCGCGCUCGGGCCUAGUCACCCUCGUGGGGGCCCUGGACCACGAGGAGGCCGACUCCCACGAGAUGCACGUGCGGGCGCGCGACCGGGGACCCGACUCCGUCCCCGCUUACGCCACGGUGCUGGUGCGCGUCCUGGACGUGAACGACAACGCGCCCGUCGUGCGGCUGCUGGCCCGACCGGGCGACUCCGCGGCCGCCGUCGUCGGCGUGUCCCGGGGGGCGUCGCCCGGCCACGUCGUGGCCUUCGUCCGCAUCCGGGACCGAGACUCGGGCGCCAACGGGCGCGUGACCUGCACGCUCGAGGGCGCGUCGGCCGCGGGGCCCGGCGCGGCGCCGCCGUUCGUGCUCCGCGCCUGGGACGGGGGCGAGGUGUACGCGCUGGCAACAGCGACGCGGCUGGACCGCGGGGCGACCGCCGCCGCCGAGUACAACCUCACGGUGGUGGCGCGGGACGACGGAGCGCCGCCGCUCGUGUCGGUCAAGACGUUCACGGUGCGCGUCACGGACACGCGCCCCGAGGGCCGGCUCCCGGAUGACGACGGCGGGGACGACGACGGGGACGGGGACGAUGCCUUCGCGACGCCGUUCGUCACGGACGCGCGCCCCGAGGGCCGGCUCCCGGACGACAGCGACGGGGACGACGGCGACGACGGCGACGGCGCCUUCGCGACGCCGUUCGUCGCGGUCGUGGCGCUGGCCGCGGCGUCGUGCGUCCUGAACGUGGCCGCGGUGGCGGUGGUGCUGCGCUGCAAGCGGGAGAACAAGGAGCUACGCACCUACCACUGCGGCGCGGCCGCCCGGGCCAGGACGCCGGCGCGUGACGAGCCGGGGGCGGCCGCCCGCUCCGGCGGCGAGGCGGCAUCCGCCACCGCGCCCAACGCCUACGAGGACAAGUCCUUCCUGCCCUCGGAGGCGGCGGGCGCGGCAACGCCGGCGCUUGGCAAGCCCCCGCGUCGCCACCCUCUGCGCCGUGUGCCUGGCCGGCACGACCUCACACAGGGCAAUGACAAUUUCAAUCGACAGCAGCAGCAGCAGCAGUCGUCUGGAAGAGGCCUUGCUGUUUCUUGGAGCCCAACAAUCGACUGCAGCAGCAGUCCAGAAGGUGACGGUGACGGCCGGCCCGAGGCUCUGGACCGCUCGAGCCCGUGCCGGACGCCCAACUUGAACGGAGUCGAGGGUAGGCCCGGCGGCGACGGCGGCGGCGCUUGCCGCGAGGGGGUCGACGUGGCCGUGGCGACGGGCGACGGACAACGCCCCCGCGGGCGGCCCCCGCCGCGCCCCCCCACGCUCUCCACGAUCGGCGAGGAAGACUCGGAGCACGGGGCGCCCACUUCGAGCGCCGGCCGGCGCCACCACCCAGUAAAUAUCAACGGAGUGUCCGUGUCACGUGGGCCUGGGGCAGCUAACGGUGCCGAAGGAAGCCGCUUCCUCGUUCUGUUUUGAUGGCGUUCCAUUUCAUGCCGCAUCCACACGCACACACAGACACACACACGCACACACAUACACACACGCACACACACACACACACGCACACACACACACACGCACACAC
This is a messenger RNA of Lethenteron reissneri (Far Eastern brook lamprey), 2449 nucleotides long. Its product is annotated as protocadherin-17-like. Gene Ontology annotation, molecular function: calcium ion binding. Gene Ontology annotation, cellular component: plasma membrane. Lineage: Eukaryota; Metazoa; Chordata; Hyperoartia; Petromyzontiformes; Petromyzontidae. Gene Ontology annotation, biological process: homophilic cell-cell adhesion. The record is from RefSeq and is a predicted model, not a curated record.